This is a messenger RNA of Racocetra fulgida, 264 nucleotides long. The record is from the annotation of a GenBank genome assembly. NCBI's taxonomy places the organism in Eukaryota, Fungi, Glomeromycota, Glomeromycetes, Diversisporales, Gigasporaceae.
GAGGUGACCCAGGAAUAACUUUUUCUAGAUUCUGUUAUAAAAAUGAAAAUAACGAUCCUGCACAUUGCUUAAAAGAAGAGUUUGAAGCUCAUUGGCAAUGCUUAGAUAGAAACAACCAAGAACUUCGUCAUUGUAGAGGAUUGGAACGAAAAUUUAAUUCAUGCGUUUUUAAUGCACUGAAUCUAGAAAAAGUUAUUCCUGGGUCACCUCCUAACAAGCCUCCUAUUCAUCUUAAAGAGAGGCCUUUAUAUAAAGAACGUCCAC